Molecule: messenger RNA, 1137 nt
Organism: Paramuricea clavata
Lineage: Eukaryota; Metazoa; Cnidaria; Anthozoa; Malacalcyonacea; Plexauridae
Source: the annotation of a GenBank genome assembly
UGCCAUUCGCGUGAGUUGAACAUUAAAAACGAUUUUGGAAGCGAAAAUUUCAGUGUAUUGCAUAUUAAAAACAGAAUGGGAGAUUUUAAAAUCACCAUUGAGAACAAGACAGGUGACAGUGGAACACCUGGAAGGCACGUGAAGGUAAUGCUCUUCCAAACACUCCCAGAUCCUCUCAAAGCCAACAGCUAUUCCACCGCCUGGAAAGUUGAAGAUGUUCAAUAUCCUGGUUCGUUGGGUCCAAUAACCUUACCAGAGAAAGUCGAGUUCUUUGUGAUAGACCAGACAGCUGACAAUCCCCGAACAUCAGGCCCUUUCAACGUCAAAUUGGGCGACGAAGUCGACGUUACCCAAACGGAUGCUGCUAGUGCACCAAAUGCUAUUAAAGUUGGCUCGCAACCAAAAGGUGGAAUCAAGGUCAACAAUAAAGCUGGUAACGCGCAGCCACUUGAAAUGGCUUUGUUUAAAAAUGGUAGAAAAAUUGUUUCUUUCAAAGACGUCCGACCAGCUGACUCUGUUUACCUGGACAUUAAACCUGUUAUCUACAUUGCCGACAUUGAUGACAUCGUAGAAGGAGACGAUUUUGAAGCAACUACUCAAGCCACAAGGUCAACGAAGUUUCAAUUAUUUCCUGGCAACCCUCGCGUGAAGAUUCAAAUUACAGAAUUGGGUACACGAGAACUAGUAUUUUCCAAGGCUGAAAACUGAUAGAACUUUUUUACUUUUAUAUAUCAUAUGUCUUUUAAAAGCUCAUCUUUAACAGAACGCUGUUGUUGCAAGCUAUAAGAAUUUCAUGACUAUUUUACUAUUGUAUGUAAGACUAAUUAUUGUAUCUUGCUUUAAUAAUAAAAAGAUUUUCAAUCUUUAUGUCUGGUUUGUAAAUAAUCCCCCCCCCCCUAAUUUUUAGUGUUCAGGACUAAAAACGAACAUGUUUUCGAAAGGUGCAUGAUGAUUGAUGGGGUGGGGAUGGGCUCCGAAUUCGGGCUCAAAGCCAAAUUGACAUAUACUUUUGUCAGUCUAUAUUGUAUUACAGAGAAAGUCAUUGGAAGUCACUUUUGUUCUGUAUUUUCGAGUUUCAAAGUGACUGAAUAUACCGCUUUAUUGAAUAAUUAUGAAACUACUGAUAAGUACUUGUUG